Messenger RNA from Closterium sp. NIES-65, 723 nucleotides. NCBI's taxonomy places the organism in Eukaryota, Viridiplantae, Streptophyta, Zygnematophyceae, Desmidiales, Closteriaceae. The record is from the annotation of a GenBank genome assembly.
AUGUCUAGGGACGGUGGGCCUUGGGCGCAAGGACGAGCAAGCAACAUCCCAUUCGUUUUGGCUCGGUGCGUGGCGCGCAUGGACAAUGGUGGGGUGGGGAUGCGUGGGUCAAGGAGCGAUCAACAUGAGAGGGGAUGGGUGGGAGCCGCCAGUAGCAGCGGUGGCAGCGGUAGUGGCGGAGAUGACGCUGACGACAGCGAUGAGUCGGAUCCCGAGGCCGUGGCUCUCACCAUGAGUCGGCUGGAGCGGGAGCUUGAUGCAGCUGUGCAGGCAGAGGAUUACGUCGCUGCCGCUGGGCUCAGGGAUAGGCUCAGGCGCCUUCAGUCAGACAACGAGGCAGCAGUGAUUGCAGCCAACGCCCUGUUCUACCGGGCAUUCGGUGCCGCUGACCUCAGGCUCAUGCGCCGCGUGUGGGCGAGAGGAGAGCAUGUGCAGUGCAUACACCCUGGAGCAAACACGAUCUCUGGAUACGAUAUGGUGCUCAACAGCUGGGAGCUUAUAUUUGACGGCAUGAACCGCCAGCUCAGCAUCACACUGGAAGACGUGGCAUGCCAUGUGCGGGGCAGCAUGGCAGUGGUGACUUGUGUCGAGGUCAUCAAGUCAGCAGGCUCUGCUGGCAGAGUGGUGGCAACGAACGUGUUUGAGAAGGUCGGCAGUCAAUGGCUCAUGUGCUGCCACCAGGGGAGUCCAGCCCCACCAUCAAGCAGGACGAUGGGAUUUUAA